AUGAAGAUUACUAUACUUUUUCUUUCCGCCUGCUCCGCAGUUUUCGCUCAGAAUCCAGUUCUAUUCAACUCCUACACAAACGCAAAUUGCGCAGGCGGAAUAGUAGUUGAAACAACAGUCGUUCAACCAGGAGACUGUACAAGCUCAACUGCGUCCUUUGCGAGCUCUCAAUACCGGGGCGAGCAGUUUGACAACAAUGUACAGAAUGUAGCGUUCUACAGUGACAACAAUUGUCUUGAUGAGGUUACGGGAGUUACGGUUGAAGUAGGCGAUGGCUAUAACUGCUUUACUUUCAAUGAGGGCCAACCGAAAAGUGCAAAAUGGUUGGCAUAG
Messenger RNA from Trichoderma gamsii, 333 nucleotides. RefSeq lists its product as hypothetical. The record is from RefSeq and is a predicted model, not a curated record. The transcript is spliced from 2 exons. NCBI's taxonomy places the organism in Eukaryota, Fungi, Ascomycota, Sordariomycetes, Hypocreales, Hypocreaceae. Bases 1 to 333 code for a protein of 110 amino acids.